AUGGCGUCCAUCAUCCCUUUCGUACGCCGUAAUUGGGCUUUGGCCUAUCCAGCAAGGCCUGCAAAGAGCCAGGACGCCUUGCGGAUUGGCCUUCUGGGCGCAUCAACCAUCGCACCACUUGCGGUUAUUGGACCUGCGAAAUCUCAUCCAGAUGUCAUUGUUGUAGCUGUAGCUGCACGAGACAAGAAAAGGGCUACUGCGUAUGCGAAGCAGCAUGGUAUUGCAAUCGUACAUGAAUCGUAUCAAGAAUUAAUCGACGACCCCUCGAUCGAUGCCGUCUACAUCCCUCUCCCGAACGGCCUCCACUACGAAUGGGCAGUCAAAGCUCUUAAAGCACACAAACACGUCCUCCUCGAGAAACCCUCCACGUCCAACGCCUCGGAAGCAUCCUCUCUCUUCCGGUCACCCCUCCUCUCCCAGCCAAAUGCCCCAGUCCUCCUCGAAGCCUACCAUUCGCGCUUUCAUCCUGCAUGUUCUGCCUUUCUCGCGCAUAUUGAUCACAAGAAUGUCGUUUCGGCACAUACGACGAUGACGUGCCCGCGUUAUGUAUUUCCAGAAACGGACAUUCGGUUCGAUUAUGAUAUUGGGGGAGGUGUCACGAUGGAUAUGGGUGCAUAUACUACAUUGUUUUUGCGCCUAAUAUUUGGGACUGAACCAGACGAAUGUUUGGAGGCAGUACCUAGACCGAUGCCCAAGGGGUUUGAUCAGAGGUGCGAUCAGGCUAUGACGGCUAAAUGGCGAUUCCCAAAUGGAGGAAUUGGCACGAUGUAUAUCGAUCUGAGUCUACAUGGUCCAGGACCCCUUCCGGGGUUACAAUGGCCGAGGUGCGAGGUUGAACAUCGUGAAACUGUUAUCCAGGAUGAAAGCCUCGGAGAGGGAAGUAAAAAAGAACAUGUGGUUGUCAAGAAAGUCAUCAUUUGGAAUAUGCUUAUGCCUGUGGUGUGGCAUCGAAUCGAUAUUGUGGAGCAUCACUCUAUCCGAAGCUCAUCUGACAAACAACCCCUCAAAACUUGGACGACAACCGUGUAUCAGAAGGCCUAUACCUGGCAGGACGAAGCUCGAAAAGGUCAAGGACACGAAUCUUGGUCUACGUACAGACACCAACUGGAGCAGUUUGUGUACAGAAUCAAAGGCAGAGGGUCAUCUUCGGGUAUCUGGAUGGAAGGCGAAGAUUCCGUGAAACAAAUGGAGAUGAUUGAUUCUGCCUACAGGAAAGCCGGUUUACCGCUCAGACCUACGAGCCAUUAUCGAGAGACAGUCUGA
Cadophora gregata is the source of this 1263-nucleotide messenger RNA. RefSeq lists its product as uncharacterized. The transcript is spliced from 6 exons. NCBI's taxonomy places the organism in Eukaryota, Fungi, Ascomycota, Leotiomycetes, Helotiales, Ploettnerulaceae. Bases 1 to 1263 code for a protein of 420 amino acids. The record is from RefSeq and is a predicted model, not a curated record. Gene Ontology annotation, molecular function: nucleotide binding.